Molecule: messenger RNA, 705 nt
Organism: Eruca vesicaria subsp. sativa (arugula)
Lineage: Eukaryota; Viridiplantae; Streptophyta; Magnoliopsida; Brassicales; Brassicaceae
Source: the annotation of a GenBank genome assembly
AUGGACGCUGAGACCACGGUCCUGGACAAUUAUGUCGGAGAAAGAGUUGAUACCAUGGUAGAUGCUGGACUACUUGACGAAGUAUAUGACAUCUACAAACCAGGAGCCGAUUAUACUAGAGGCCUAAGGCAAUCCAUUGGUGUCAGAGAGUUUGAAGAUUUCCUUAAAACGUAUCUCCCAGACAGGAUGGAAGAAAGCAACGAUGAUAAAGCUAUGAAGGAUGAUCUGAGGAAGAUUUUGGGUUUUCCAAAAGAUGAUAAGUUGAGGAUUAUGUUGGAGGAAGCAAUUGAUAGGGUGAAGUUAAAUACCAGAAGGCUCCUGCGUCGUCAAAAGAGAAGAGUAAGUCGGCUAGAAACGGUCUUUGGUUGGAAGAUUCAUCACAUUGAUGCAACUGAGUGCUUAUUAAGCAAAUCUGAAGAGUCAUGGGAUGCGCAAGUGGUUAAACCUACCACAGAGAUCAUCCAGUGCUUCCUGAAGACAGAAACUGAAUCAUGUCAUGAUUCAACCUUAGGAAAGUCAGCUGAAAGAGAUCUAUGGAGUCAAUAUGUUUGUGAGGCUUGUGGGAACAAGGUGCUAAGAGGAAGGCACGAGUGGGAUCAUCACAGACAAGGCCGUGCACAUCGUAAGAGAACCACAAGUUUUAAUAAAGCUCAAAGUAGAGAGAAGCAACAAGAAGAAGUGGGGAUUGCAGAGAUAACAUCAUGA